This is a messenger RNA of Anastrepha ludens (Mexican fruit fly), 819 nucleotides long. Its product is annotated as cysteine-rich venom protein LEI1-like. The record is from RefSeq and is a predicted model, not a curated record. Lineage: Eukaryota; Metazoa; Arthropoda; Insecta; Diptera; Tephritidae. The transcript is spliced from 6 exons. Bases 11 to 805 code for a protein of 264 amino acids.
UAAAAGUGAUAUGAAACUUUUUGUGGCAAUUUUGGCUCUCCGCAGCAUCGUACCAACUAUCACAACUGACCUUUGCCAAGGCAAUAUCACUUGUGGGAAUGGUGAGCCGCACUUCAUGUGUGUGCAUCAACCACCGCGCUGUCAUCCUUUCACACUCCUGCAUUUGGGCAGCGAUCAAAUCCACUCGUUUUUAUUCGGUCAUAAUGGCAUUCGGAAUAGAGUGGCAAGACAAUAUCAAAUAGCGAAUAUGAAUAUUGUGCAUUGGAGCGUCAGUUUGGAAUUGAUGGCUGAAAGGUUUUUGGGAAAAUGCCGUAUGGAACGUGAUGCCUGCCAGGAUGUAGGUCCGCGUGAGUUACAAGUUAAUGAAAAUUAUCUCUUUUACAAAGGUUUGGUGAGUAAAAAGUGGCCUGCGCAUUUGGUGCGCAAAUGGUUCAAUGAGUUUGGCUAUAGGCAAAGCUGGAAGAAUUUCUACAAGAGAAGACCAAGCGACACUGUGGGCAAUUACUCUCAAUUAAUUUAUCCUUUAGUGCAGUUUAUUGGCUGCAAUGGUGGGCAUUUCCCCACUGGUUAUUACGUUUUCGUGUGCUAUUAUUGGCCUCGAUCGAGCAAGAAUUAUGAAGAUGGCUUUCUUUUUGGAAAACCUUGCUCACAAUGCGAUCGAAAAGUACCGGCUUGUUCGCGCGUUUUUACUGAAUUAUGUGGCAUAGAUAUUGAAGUAUCCAAGGCAAUGAAAUUACUCAACAAAGACACCAAAAAACUCCUCUGUAGCUUGGUUUUACUGUUCCUAUUAAACUCGUACUUUUAGUAAAGUAAAAUCAA